Rubroshorea leprosula is the source of this 711-nucleotide messenger RNA. Lineage: Eukaryota; Viridiplantae; Streptophyta; Magnoliopsida; Malvales; Dipterocarpaceae. The record is from the annotation of a GenBank genome assembly.
CUUUCUCUCCUUUUUCUUCCUUCUUUCUCCACUGGUUUCGCUUAAUUCCCCCAUUUCCAUUUCAGCUCCAUUUUCCUCAACAGAUUUUCUUCAUGGAGGAUCCGAGUCUAAUAGUAACGGCCAUUAUAUUAGCCGUCUUGAGAUGGGCCUUAUCUUGGGUCCUCAGUUUCCGAAACAGAGGCAUUUUUCCUCCUUCAGAUUCCGAAGACAACAGUUCUGGUACUUGUUCUUCUUCCUCUUCGCCGGUUUCCUCACAGGCGAUUCGGGACAAUCUCGUACUGGCGACUUUCGAGGACGUCAAAGAGAGGCUGCCGUGGGUUUCCGACACCUGUGCUGUUUGCCUAGGGCGGCUGGCGGAGAGGGAUGAGGUGCGGGAGUUGAGGAACUGCUGCCACGUGUUCCAUCGAGAAUGCAUCGAUAGAUGGGUGCAUCAUGAUCAUGAUCAUCAUCAUGAGGAUAAUAAUCAUAAGACAUGCCCACUUUGCCGGGCCCCUUUGCUCACUUCUUCUCAGGCCUUGAGUUGGCCCAGGAACGAGCCCAGUUGGGCCGUCGAGCGGUUGCUUUACCUUUUCGGCGACGAUCUGCUUCCUUGAUUUUGGCCCUUUUGGGCUUGUUAAAUGGGGCCAUCGCUCGAUUUUCUAAUGUUGGGCUACUGCUUCGGCCUUUGCGCUUGUACAUCUAAAUAAAUAUAUAUAAAAUGUUUUUUUUUUU